Messenger RNA from Ostrea edulis (European flat oyster), 12044 nucleotides. RefSeq lists its product as uncharacterized. Gene Ontology annotation, cellular component: nucleus; cytoplasm. The coding region runs from base 444 to 7724 and encodes 2426 amino acids. Gene Ontology annotation, molecular function: transcription corepressor activity. NCBI's taxonomy places the organism in Eukaryota, Metazoa, Mollusca, Bivalvia, Ostreida, Ostreidae. Gene Ontology annotation, biological process: negative regulation of gene expression. The transcript is spliced from 16 exons. The record is from RefSeq and is a predicted model, not a curated record.
AUAAUUUACAAAACUUCCGCUAUGACGAAAAUUUGACAGGAUCAGUAUGACUGAGUUCAACGUCGUAGUAAAAGUAGGUAUUUCAUUUAUGAUAGUCAGGUACACAUUAGGACAUUCAAUAUCAAAUUAUGUAGGUGAGUUUAAUUAUCUGUUAGACGCAGGAUACAAUAUACAAUGUUAUACCUCAACGCGACGUAAGACUAAACCGAAAGUAGGAAAGCCCAGCGCUAUCGCGCAAAUACCUGUCAUUUCAUGUGACCAACCAUUUAUGGAAAAUUCUCAUAGAAGAUUUUUUUUUAAUUUUCAUUUAACCGUUCGUAAGAUCAAUGCACAUCGGAGAUAACGAACUGUCAACAGGAAUGACUCGGGAUUAUCAGCUGAUGGUUCAUGAAUCGACAUUUUUGCUUAUUCGAUGAUCAUUUCGUAUUAGAACCAGUUACGGUAUGGCUUCCAUAUCAGAUGACUGUCUGAGUUCCAGCGAUUUUGUCCAUGUCAGUGCAGACUUUUCUUCUCGUCUAGAGGAUGAUGUGUCAGUGGAACAAGACUUCACAAGACCUGCAGAUCAGGAAAAUCUGAGGCAGCCUUCUCUGAAGGAGGCUGAAGACAAUGUCAAAAGGUCGUUUAUAUCCCUUAACACUGAUAUGAAAGACAGUAUUGGAUUUGAUUCAGCCAAUGAUUGUAAUGGAACAAACAAUGAAUCUGACUGCUCUGUGACCAGUAGUCCAGAAAGUUUUUCCAUCAUUGAUCAAAGUCAGAUUACACACAACACUUCUUCAAAAUCACCAAUGGUGAACCCUCUUGUGUUCCGGGCUAUAGGUGACAUAGGUGUAAGGCUGGCAUCUCACUCUGGUAUGUCCUCCAGUAGUACAUUGAAAACAUCGUCUACUGAGCCAAUGGAGGGCUCCAGAGAAAGUGAUCUCUUUAGGAUGAGUACAACCGAGUCAAAUGACAGUAUCAUUGUUUUGGAUGAUGGAGAUUUGAAAAGUUCCGGAGAGCCCUCUGUUACAUCAGAAAUGUCAGAUAGCAGCCAAACACAUGUCAUGCAAGUUGAAUCCAACACAAAUGAAGACUUCUCCUUGGUAUCUGCUCAAAGUAUGACAUCGCCAGAUUCCCAAGUGAAUAAAGAAGCAGACUUUGAACAGUCUCUUCGUUUAGAAAGCUUUGAUGGAUUUGAAUCAUUGCUAAAUACCAAAGACAAAAUCGGGCAAGAAGAUUCAGAAAAUGAUAUGGAUCUGCAUUCACCAGGUAGUGAUGGGCAAUCUCUGUCAAGUCAAACAGAUGCUGUAAACAAAACUUCAGUUUCCCAUCCAAGUACCAACCAUGUGUCUCUUAUUAACACAGAUGAUUUGAAGAGUUUUGAGGUACCGAGAAAUUCUUUGGAAUGGUGGCCUGAAAAUGGUACUGGAAAUAAAAAAUCCAAGAGUGGACCAUCCACUCAGAGCUUUGGAUCAUAUCAAAUGUUGUCUGGAAAUCUGGGGACUUCUCUAGAAAUUGACUCUGACAGUUCUGUUACUACUGGUGUUAAUAGUCUCAGUAACUCAAUGCAGAAGUCACUCUCUGCAGAACCUGUCCAAAACAAUCACAGUUCAGAUGCAUAUCGGUCUUCACCAGUUCAGUGCACUUCCUUACAGAUGCAAUCCUUUUCUGUUUCAAAACCCAAUCAAUCAGUUUCUAUUCCUCACAGAGAUGGAGAUGGGAAUUCCAGUCUUCCAGAAGAAGAAACUAAAGCUACUUCUGUUGGACUUCAGUCAGAGCAACUCGCUGAAACACCAUCCACUAUACAGCAAAAUGUUGACAGGGAUUCCGACUUAUUUGGAACAAAGGAUGAAAUUAGUGGAGAACCAGCCCCAGACAAAUGGAGUUUUCAGCAGGAAGAGACUAAAUACAAAAGUACUCAGUUUGUCAUCAUGCAGGCGCUGAAAGACUAUGUUACCACACAUGGUCAUAUUGGUCACAGUGACAUAGAAAAUGUGUCAACUUUAAUAGCAGAUGUCCUGACAGAUCAAAAUUCUCAGAGAAAAGAAUUGAACGAAAGUCAUGAAAUGGAUGAUAUUGAACCAUGUGUGGAGGCUGACCCAAGUCCAGACAACCAGAUGGUUGUCACAGAACCAGCAGCCGAAGGAGUACCAGAAGACCAGAUGGUUGUCGCAGAGACAGCAGCCGAAGGAGGACCAGAAGACCAGAUGGUUGUCGCAGAGACAGCAGACAAAGGAAGACCAGAAGACCAGAUGGUUGUCACAGAGACAGCAGACAAAGGAAGACCAGAAGACUUCUCAUUGCUAUCAGUUAGUCAACCUACGAUGGAAGACAAAAUGGAUGAUGACUAUUUGGAUUUAGUGGGUAAUGCACAGGGAGAGGUGGCUGGUGAAUAUGUAGCAUCGAGUUCAGGACACUCCCAGGUCAUUCCAGUAUCUAGCGUCCAGCUUAGGCUUCUGUGUAUGAUGGAUGGGAAGUCUGUUCUGAAGAAAAAAUACGAUGUUACAAUGGAAAAAAAUGUGCAAGACAAGGCUGUUAUUUUAAAAGGAACAAUUGAGAACAUCAAUUUAGCCAUUAAAUCAAUCCAAGAUAAUGAAUGGCUAGCUGAAUACUGUAUGAAGGUCACAAAAUUACACCCAUUGCUGAUAAAUCUAUUGAAUCUUCCCACUGUAGAGACUUUCCUUGAUUUGGAGAAAUUUAGUAAGUUGGAAUUCAGUUUUUGUUGGCUGUCUGUGGUGGAGAGCAGCUGUUUGAUUCUGUAUGCUGAUACUGAGCAGAAUGCCCAGGCUGUGCUUAACACCAUAUCACAGACUGCUUUGUUAAAAACCACACCCAAACCCCAAAAUAUGCUGCUGUUGAAAGAGAAAAUGAAUAGUCUGAUGCAGAAAAAUGAUGGAAAAAUACUUUAUUGUGAAGAAGACGAUUCAGUUGUCAUUGCUUAUUGCAAUGAUGUAACAGAUGAAGUAAAUCAGUGUUUACAGUCCUUAGAAGUGAAGAUGAAAAGGAAAGAGACGGAAAAAUUUGUUCAGAUCGAAGGUGACAUAUUUGCAUAUAUCAAAAAGUGGAAGAUGCCAGACUUGGAGAGAAUGGCAAGCAGUCACUAUGUGGGUUUAUCAGAUGGACUGGGCACCACCUCAGGCUUCAUUGUCAUGGGAACACAAGAUAAUGUCCAAGCUGCUGUUGGCUUAAUAUUGGAUUUAGUGAGCCAGAUCUCGAGUCGUAGAAUAUCCAUCAAAUCGCCAGAGGCAGCAGAACUUUUUAAGAUGAAUGACUUUGCGCUUGUAGGGUCUCUGGAACGUUUCCAUCAUUGUUGCAUUAAAGUGGAACAUAUUGAAAUGUACCCAAGUAGUGGAGAAAGAGCAAUGGAUAUUUCUCAAGGAAAAUUGGAGGAUGUAGAAUUUCCAGUAUUCAAAGUUGAUGGACAAGUAGAAAUCCAUAUUUUCUGUGGCCAAGUCUCCCAAACAGACACAGAGAUGCUUGUAGAACCUGCUGAAAGGCUUGAGAACACACCAUAUGGAAAAUGCCGUUUUCUGUACAUAGAAAAACAGAAGAAGAAAGCAGCCAAGGUUAGUGUUCCCACAUGGAACACUGAAUCUGGAAAAGAGAAACAUGAGCUGAUAGACAUGCUUGUGGAAAUGUUUGAUGAUCUUAAGAAACACGGGUUUAAAUCUGUUGCCUUUCCUGUGAGGAACUUCAGAAACUGGCCCCAUGGAAAGCUGACUAAGGCCAUCAUUGUGGGACUGCAGACACACAUAAAAAAAUGCAGAAAUCCCUGUGAUCUCCAGAUGGUAACACUUCUUGACCCAGAGAGAGAUGUCUGUAAUCAGAUCUGCCAGGUGUGUAGGAAUGCCGUGGGAGACACAAUUACAGAGAUGUCUAUCCAACCACAGAGAAGACCUAAACAAGGACUAACCAUUGAGCUGGUCAGGGGAGAAAUAGCUAAACAAACGACUGAUGUCAUUGUAAACACCACAACCAAAACCCUACAACUGAAUUCAGGCAAGGUCUCCAAAUCCAUUUUUGAAAGAGCAGGAAGUGAAAUUCAGACCCAACUCAAUAACUAUCAUCCCCUUGGAAUAACUGUUGGAGAUAUAGCUGUUACACGAGGCUUCAAACUUGACUGUAAGUUUGUGUAUCACGGGGCACUGGAACCCUGGCCCCAGCUGCAUGCUGCAGAUUCUGAAAAGAGCCACUGUUUGGAGAUGCUGGAAAAUUUUGUGAAGCAAUGUUUGAGUCAAGCAGAUCAGAGGGGUGUCAACAGCAUCUCCUUUCCAGCGUUGGGAUGUGGGACACUAAACAUGCCCCCAGUGCAAGUGGUGCAGUCUAUGAUCAAAGUCUUCAGGCAGUUCGAGAAGGAAAAUCCCUCUUCUUCAGUGGAGGAAAUACACAUUGUGAUAUAUCCUGCUGAUGGGAAAAUCUUUAAGGAAUUUGAAAAAGAGCUGAAGAAGUAUGAACAAGAGAAAGUAAAGAUUCCUUCGAGAAAACAGACGCAUGUUACCCGACAAAUAAGUCUUCCUGCACCAAGAGUUUCGGUUUCAUCUCAGCCUAGCAGGAGGAAGUUCUCGUGUUGUGUUAACGGGAUCCAGCUAACAGCAGCAUCAGGUGAUGUCACCAAACAGGACAAAUAUGAUGGACUCGUCAGGCUCUUCACUAACGAUCCCUUCCUUGCUGAUAUGGGUGAUGAUCCAGUACUGAAAAGUAUUUCUCCCAGUACCACUUUAAAACUGAAAGAAACAACAGUUAUGUCAUUCAGUAAGAAUUUUGUGACGCCAGCAGGUGAUCUCCCCCAGAAGAAAAUUGUCCACGUACAUGCCAGUCCACAUCACCUGCAGCAAGAUAUACUCACUGCCCUUAGCACAGCAGAAAAUGAUGGGAGUUUCAAAUCUCUGGUCAUCCCUGUCAGGUCAAAUGAUCCUCUUUGUGAGGAUGGUCGGACGUUUAUGUCCUCAGUGUACCAAGCUGUGAGUAAAUUCACCAAACUGGGAAACUACAAAGGCCGAGUGCGGGAGGUCAAGCUAUGCGUUACUGACCCACAGAUCCUUAACACAGUCCUUGAGGAGCUUCAGUUACAGAGUUCACAGGGUGAAACAGAUGUGAAGAUUGCAGGACUUGAUGAGCACAGACUACUGGUUCUGCGAGUGACUUCAAUGAAUUCUAAGAUGGAUGAGUUAAUGUCGAAGAUAAGGAGCAUAGAGUCAACACCAAACAAAUAUGUUGAAAAAGCCAUGGAAGGGGAGUUGGAAAUACCCAAUGUGGCACAGGAUGUUUAUGAAGCCUUUCUGUUUUUUUACUAUAAAGAAUUGCAAACACAGUUAACAUCUUUAAAUAUGAGAUAUGAGGGUCGAGGGUCAAAAAUAAUUUUGGUCGGCCCAUUUGAAAAUCUUCGGGGAAGUGAGGCAUUUGUAAAACAAAUGUUGCAGGAAUUGACAGACAGGGUGCAUGUGGACACUAUUCCUUUACCAAACCUGGAAAAUUCAGUUCUGCAAUCCAUGGUGAGUGAAAUUCAACCUCUUUUCAAAGAAGCUCUCUUAUUUGUUCCAGUAGCAGAUCAUUUCAAUGGCAUUCAUGUCAUUGCUUUGUCAUCAGAGGAUGCCCAAAGAGUGAAGAGAUCAACCAUGGAAAAGAUUUCGCAUAAUCCAGAUACCUCCCCACGGAAAAUUACACUUUCUGCAUCCAGACAACACCCAGUUCUAGUUGAUUUCAGGAGUGACGUCCACACAUUCAUCACAGAACAAAAUAUCCAGGUGUUUGUUUAUAAAGAGAACAUUUUAGAACUACCUGUGUCCUGCAUUGUCAAUGCUGCCAAUGAAUAUCUGCAACAUGGGUCAGGGGUGGCGCUUGCCAUACUGCAAGCAGCAGGAAUAUCAUUUGACCAUGCUUGCAAGGAGCAUAUCAAGAGAAAUGGUCUAGUAAAAGUGGGGACAUGUGCUGAAACAGAGGCUGGUGACUUGCCUUAUGCCUAUGUCAUUAAUACUGUAGGGCCACGGUGGAACUCAGAAAAGGAGAGUUUGUGUAAAACACAGCUCCAUUCUGCUGUUGAAUCCAGCAUUGUGAAAGCUGCAGAAUUAGGAAUGAAUUCUGUAGGAAUUCCUGCUAUCAGUUCUGGUAUAUUUGGUAUGCCGGUUGACAUAUGUGCCUAUCAAUAUGCCUAUGCUGUGAUAUCUGCCAGUUCCAAAAUCGAAGGAUCUUCAUUGAAAGAAAUCCAUUUCAUUGAUGUCGACGAUGAAGCGGUAGUGGUCAUGAAGCAGAUUUUUUCCAGCAUCUUUAGUGGUAAUACUGACUCGGUUCCAAGACUGUCCCUUUCCAUCAAUUCUGCUUCACUUAAGCCUGUUGUUGAUCUAACUCCCACAGGCUCAUUGAAUAUCGAUGGGAGAGUUUCCCCGGAUUUUCCAAAGUCUUAUACCUACCAAAACGGAGGCGUGGUGUUUCAUGAAUAUCAUUUGACAAAUGACUUCUCAAUACAGGUAUACACAGGAAAUAUUGUGAAGUCUGCUACCAAUGUAAUAGUGUGUCCUGAAGACAAGGACCUGAAGCAUGAGGGGGAUGUCUCAAAAGCUGUUUUUGCCCUAGGAGGAAAGGAACUCCAAUUCAGUGUUGAGGAAUACAAGGAACACAACACCAGGCCUGGAGAUGUUUUUGUGGUGGAUGCAGGGAGAAAUUUUGAUGAAACUGUAUCCAUAUUUAUGGUGAUUUCUCCUGUGUAUGAAGAAACUGAUUCCGAGGAAGAAUGGCUGGAAAGUGUCAAUACUUGUCAUACCAAGGUUUUACAGAUGGCUAGCCAUUGGCAGGUCUACAACAUUGCUAUGCCUUUAAUGGGCACAAUUGAAAAUUCCACACAUGUAUCUAUUGUGUCAAGCUGUAUGGUGAAACAGAUAACUGACUUUGUUAACAAUAGACCUCCUGGUUGUCAGUUAAAUUCCAUCCAUAUUGUGAACAUACAGGAUGAAACAACUUUAGCCAUAACUCGCUCAUUAGAUGAUUAUGUAACUGAGGAAAGAACCAAGCUACAAAGUAUGAUGAGAAGAAUUGGGAACUGCAACAUUAGUGAAAAUGUGCAGGAGAUCCCUAUGGAUGUUGAAGAAUGUGAUACCACACAGCCUGAAUAUCAAAAUAUUCCAUACGGUUCAGAAUCUAACCAUGUGCCAUCGAAACAGGCACCUGCCACAGCAGCAGAUGACCAGCACUGUGUGAUUUGUUUGGAGAUGGUGGAUGAGGAUUAUAAGACUCUGCCUAAAUGCCAACAUCAAUUCUGCAAGCCCUGUAUAGAACGACAAUUUAAAUUCAAACCCGUCUGUCCCACGUGUGGAGAAGUUUACGGGAUUGUCUACGGAACCCAACCUCAGGGCACCAUGACAGUUCAGACCAUUGACCAAAGUAUUCCAGGGUUUCCCAAAUGCAGAACUCAUGUCAUAACAUAUGACUUUAAGGAAGGCAUUCAAGGGGAAGAACACCCAAAUCCAGGGGUGAGCUACAGAGGAGAAAGGAGAAUGGCUUAUUUACCGGACUGUCCAAAGGGUCAAUUAGCCCUCAAACUAUUAAAGAUAGCUUUUGACAGGCGACUAGUCUUUACCAUCGGUUUCUCUAGGACAACGGGGCGAGACAAUGUCAUCACAUGGAAUGAUAUUCACCACAAGACAAACAUGCGUGGUGGUCCAGAGAGAUUUGGUUACCCUGACCCGGAGUACUUGGACAGACUGUUGGAGGAACUAACCACAAAAGGUGUCUCUGAGAAAGACCUUAACCCUUAACUAAGUGUGAAAGACCUCAACUUCGUGAGAAAGACCUUAGCCCUUAACAAAGUGAGAACGACCUUAACUAAGUGUGGGUUGACUUUGAGGUUGGAUGAAUCUGUGAUUAUAAAAACUGAAUAUUAUGCUGAUGAGCUGUAAGGCUUAAUGCCAAUAAACAAUACAAUACAAUACAAUAAAAACUGUACAUAUCAAUUUUGUUUAGUGUAAGGUUUACCAAAUAGAAGAAAAUGCGUUUUUUAGACGAGACAAAUUUGUGAUGUUGAGAUUUGAUUAUACUUUUAUUGACAAGUGUGUGUUUGUACAUAUAGAGUGUAUAUUCUAUCAAUCUGUACAAUUUUUCAUAUAAUGUCAGAUUUGUUUUACAUUGCAUCAAAUGUCGUGAACUGUCAUAUGUACAUGUAUCACAAAUGGUUAAUUCUUAGUUGUACAUUGUUUGUAAAUCUAUGAUGAAAGAAAUAUUACUUCAGAAGGAAAGCAGUUAUCAUUUCUGCAUUGCCCUGCUUUGUGGAACUCAUGUUAAUUAGGCUCAAUUACAAACAACCUUUCAAAUUAUCAUUCAAUAAGGUAUGUCACCAUAUCGUUUAAAUUUAGGAUUAACAGCAUUAACAUUUACUUUAUUGGCAUUUUGGAAAAAAUAACAGAUACAGUGUAGUUUCUAGAUAUUGCAGUCCGGAGUGAGGACGACUACGCUAAUAAUCCUCUCAUGCCUAUCUCAUUGAGUGAGGAUUUAUGUGGUACGACUACGCUAAUAAUCCUCUCAUGCCUAUCUCAUUGAGUGAGGAUUUAUGUGGUACGACUACGCUAAUAAUCCUCUCAUGCCUAUCUCAUUGAGUGAGGAUUUAUGUGGUACGACUACGCUAAUAAUCCUCUCAUGUCUAUCUCAUUGAAUUCAGUUGACCAAAUCAAGCGCAGAGAAUGAACUCUUUUAUCAAAAAGCAAACAGUAAUUCAUUUUAUACAAAAUUCAAAGUGGUGAUUAAAAGAAAUCAUAUCUUGUAAAAAGCAAUUUCUUUGAGAGGCAGAAAAGCUUGAGAGAAAAAUACUAAUUCCUAUACCUGUAUUAUUAUAAAAUCUAAUGUAAAUUAACUACCUGGAUUUUUAAAACUCCUUAUCCCGCUUCAGACAAAUUUGUAGAUUGGAAAAAAGCUAAUCACAUGAUGCCCUGAAAUUUUUUAUAUUAGGUCUCCGCCUGGAGGGUGUAUUAAUUAGUUUGACGGCUUAAUGAAUUGCAUGACACCCGUAAAUUUUUAAUAUAUUGUCUCUGUUCAGAGAGUUUGUCAACUGUGAUGUCACUUGCGAAUCAUAUGAUGCCCCGAAAUUUCAAUGCACCAUCUCUGUAUAGCUUUCAAUGCAUGUCUGCAUUCAGUUUCAACAUACAUGAUUUUAUUUAUUUAAUCUUAUUGUUCAUAUUUUUAACUGUGGUGAUUUGAUAUAAAUUUGUGAUGGUAUGAUUUUCAAUGUGAUACAUGUAUAUGAAAUUAAUUUAAUGACUGAAUAAUAUUUAUCAAAUAUGUUGCUGAAAUUUUAACAAAUUUUUUAAAGGUCUUUAGCAGGAUAAAUUCAUUACAGUCAGUUUGGGACGUAAUACGGAGUCAUCCACCCUGAGGGUGUGAAAUGGAAAUCUGUAUUGGGACGGGGAUUUGCCUCACGGUAUUAUGUACUAAACUGACUUUGUAACUAAUAAUGUCUUUAUCAUUUUUUGCAACCUCCCGUUGGAAUUUACCUAUGCUACAUUCCAUGGCUAUACAUUGGGUAUAUGCUUGGGGGGGGGGGGGGGGGGGGGGGGGGUAGGGGUAGCAGUAACAUAUUUGAAUUUGCAAUUGUGAAAAGAGAUUUUGAAAUUUGUAUUUAAAGUCAUCAUCUUAAAAAAAACCCCAUGUUUUUUUCCUCCAUUAGAUAUUUUAACAAAGAAUGCCUAUUUUAUAUGCAUGUCUUUAAUCUUCUUUAGAAAACAUCACAUGAAGACUUGGACAAACUUACAUUCAUUAUGCCACUGAUUUAAGAUAUUUUCAUCGCAUUUCAUUGAUUGAAAAAUUUGGUUUGUGCAAAGCAUUGUGAUGUGUUCUGAAAGUAAAACAUUCCUGAAAAUAAGUAUUUUGAGUCAAUGAGAUUUUGUCUCUUUUGAUGUUGAGUGACAGUAAACAUUAAUUUUACGAUCUAGCUUCAGCUUAGCCAUGACAUCUCUCUUUAAAGCUUUGAGAAGUUUAAUUUUUUAGGGGUUCAAAAAAAAAGCUUUAAUCACACACAGUCCUUUGAUUGUAGUUAGAAGAAUUUCUUUCAUCUUUUAAUUAGUUUCAUAUUUCUGAUGUAGCCUUCUAUGAUAUACUUUUGCAGAUGAAGUAUAUUUUGUUAAAAUGUCGAGAAAAUUUCACGCAAGUUUCACCCUAGACGUGCACAGUUUACAUGUAUUCCCUGUGCUAGUGCACGUCCUAGGGUAGUACAAAAAUUAUCUGCACUUUGAAUUGUACCUAAUACUGUUAAUUGCAAUACAAGGUUAGACAAAAACAAAAGUGUGCAAUAAUAUGAGCCAUUCCUAUAGCAAAAAAAGACCCUUAUCCAACAAUGUUUUUCAAAAAACAUCAUAAUGAAAAAAUAUGACAUCAUUUUUUUGCAUACUUGGAAAGAAAUAAGUCAUGAUUACCAAUCACGAGUUGGUUGUCAUCUUUGAUUGACUAAUAUUUUAACGACAAUCUAUAUUGCUCUAAUAUUUUGAGGGAUUUUUCUCUAUAUGUCACACUUUAGCACUAAGAUACUUAAGGGCCCUUUUUUUGCUAGGAAUGGCUCAAAUGUUGACAGAUUGACCUACUAACUGUCAGAGUGAGUGCAGCUACAUGUACAUGUAUGUGAGCGGAUCCUGAAAUUUGCCAGCCCAAAGCACUGGCUUACUGCACGCACUAUAAAAAUUAACUCGGCUUUCUUCUUUUAUUUCCAUAUUGUACUACUGACAGUGAAAUUGUAACUAUCUCUAGAUUUAUAUAUUGACAUGCUGUAAUUCCUGAAUGCCAUCUUUUGGAAAUCUGUUGCUGAGACCCAUGUCACUAAAAGCUGGCUGCACCUCCUACAUCAAUGAACAAAAUUGUCUAUUUUCUCAAUGAAAGAUCCAUUUUGUGUGAAGUAAAUGUCAGUUACUUUAAUGUGUUAUGGAAUUCAUAAUUACAUGUUCUAUAGUUACUAGAUAAUUUAUAAGUUCCAUAGUUACUAGAUAUUUCCAUUAGUUAUUAGAUAUUUUGUUAUUCAGAUUAUGUUGAGUUUAAUGUUAUUUGGAUUUUGUUGUUUUGCUUACAGUAAACUGUUAAUUGUUUUAGCUUACCCGAGCUGAAAGCUCAAGUGAGCUAUUCUGUUCACUUUUUGUCCAGCGUCCGUCUGUCCAUCCAUAAACUUUUAACAUUUUUGAUGUCGUCUUUAGAACCACAAGGCUAUUGUCAACAUAACUUGCCACAAAGCAUGCUUUAGUAAAGAUGAUUCAAGUUUGUCCAAAUGAAUUAAAUGCAACACCUUUUUUAAAGUGGAAAUGAUUAAGAAUUAGUCAAAAUUUUGUGGCAUAUAUUUUAAAAAUCCUGUUCUCCAGAACCACAGGAUCAAACUUGGGAAUAUUUAGGGAAACGGCUUUAAAAAUCUUUUUAAGAAGAGCAUGGACUAUGAUUAGCCAUAUGAAUAUGCUAACAUCUUCAGGUAGUACAAAUUUAAGAAAAUAUAACUUACGCAAUAUCUCCUUUCAACUAUUUAAGUUUGGUUUUUCAUAUUUUGCAUAUAGAUUCCUUAUGACAAGAAAUUUCAUUUGAUGCCAUGAUCUUUGACCUUGUGAGCUUGACCUUGGCAUUUGACCCAAAUUGCAAAAUGUUCAGUUAGCUGGUAACUUUUUGAUAGUGAGUGAUAUGUCUUUCAUAUUUAAUGUAUGCAUUGACAAGACCUGUCCUUUGUUAAAAAAAAUUUUUUGCCCUGUAAUCUUGCCCUAGGAUUUUGACCUACUUUUAAGACAGGUUAACCUAUGCAAUAUCUCUUGAACUGUUUAAGGUAGUCUUUCAUAUUUUUUAUAUAGAUUCCUUAUGGCAAUACCAUGAUUUUUUACCUUGUAUCAUGGAUAUGUCUUGACCCUUUGGGUUAGGUUGGGGCCACAAUAUGGGGUAAAUUUUUGAUGGGAAUAAAGAUGGCAAUUUAUUUUUAAUAAUCACAACAGCUUAACAACGUUAACAGCAGGAGUCAGGUGAGCGGUUUGGCCCACAGACCUUUUAUUGUUAGUUUACAUGCCUGGUUUUUGUUUGUGUUUGAAAAAACCUAUAUGAAUUCUGAAUUAUUUAAAUAAAAUGUUGAUUUAAAA